AUUUGGGGUGCAUUCGUGAGUGCUUGGGAGGGGGCAGAUUUUGCACAGGGCGCCCAGAAAACUAGAAACGGCCCUGCAACUCAGUGCUGGACUUUGAUAUCUGCUUCUCCAUCGCUCGCGAGGAGGAGGGCUCGAGGUAUGCUCGCGCUGAGAUGGGACUACGUCCGUUAACAGCCUCCCCCUCUUCCAUCAUGGCUCCGUCGUUAGACAGGCAGGGAUACUGGGGGCGGCCGACCUCAACGCUGGACUGGUGUGAAGAAAAUUAUGUCGUCUCUUUUUACAUCGCAGAAUUUUGGAACACUGUCAGCAACCUGAUUAUGAUUCUUCCUCCCAUUUAUGGAGCCAUCCAGACUUUUCGUGAUGGCCUGGAGUUUCGCUACAUCUGCUCUUUCCUUGGACUGGCAGCUGUUGGUGUUGGUUCCUGGUGCUUCCACAUGACGCUGCUGUACGAGAUGCAGUUACUGGACGAGUUGCCAAUGAUUUACAGUACAUGCGUCUUUGUCUACUGUUUAUAUGAGUGCUUCAAACAAGAGAACAGCCUCAGUUUAUUUCCUAUUGCAUUAUUAUUAAUCUUCAGUGUCUCAGUCACUGUGGUGUACCUACAGUGGAAGGAGCCAGUGUUUCACCAGGUCAUGUAUGGUGCUUUAGUAGCCUGCCUAGUGAUGCGAUCUAUCUUCAUUGUUACAUGGGUGUACCCAUGGCUCAGACCUCUGUGUUACACCUCAUUAGGUGUCUUUAUGUUAGGCUUUCUACUGUGGAACAUUGACAAUAUCUUCUGUGACUCAUUAAGAGCCAGUAGACGAACGUUGCCCCCUGGUGUUGGAGUAGUAACGCAGUUCCAUGCCUGGUGGCACAUCUUCACAGGCCUGGGAUCAUACCUGCACAUACUUCUGAGUCUGCAGAUCAGAUCAACCUACCUCAAAUACAGACCAAAAGUAAAGUUUCUCUGUGGAGUUUGGCCCGCACUGCACAUUGAUCCACAGAAGACGAGCUGAAAUGAAGGGAUGAGGACCAACUGAAGGAUGGUGACUGCCAUAUCCAGACUCCAUCGGCACAAGGACCUGCCAGUACCCCUCUGCCACUGCUGGGAACUCUACCCACCGCCAGGGGGCGGUGUGGACCCCAAGGCACCACCCCAGGGAACCUUCGGUUCUGCACUGUGGGGAUUUACUAAGUACAGUAUAGCACUGAGUCCAGUUUUAAGAAAUGGAUGAUUUUUUUUUUUUAUCACUAAUAACUUAUUAGAUUAGCUUUUCUCUAAUUUUAUUGAAGUGUAAUGAUUUUAUUUGCUCAUUCAUUUUCAAAGCAAAUAUGAUGUGUAGUCCACUGCAGUGGUAAAUGUUGAAGGGGUUAUGGACGCUAUUUUAGGGUUUUUUAUUUUUGGGUUUGGGAAAAGGGAAAACUGUGUCAGUAAUUUAGAAUUCACAAUUAACAUAUUUAUCAUUGUAUGUUUGAUUCUGUGGAUAUUUCUACUAAGCCUAAAGAUAUUUAGAUCCUCAAUGAAGACUAUUGCUAACAUGUAGAUUUACAAGUAGCUGAGGGAGCUCUACUUACAACACAGUGUUAUAUCCCUUUUCAAGGAGUGUCAUUGUUUUUGGAUGUGCUCACUAUAUAUGGGAUAGUAACUACCAGCUAGAAAGUGAUACUGUGUUAUUGUAGCUCAGCAGUCUUGACUAGAAAAUCCUCAUAUAUUUGUUUGGCCACAGGCUUCAUUUUUAUUUGAAAACAUUUUUACUUGAAAACAUGCUAAGACUGGAAUUAUUCAUUUCUUAAUUAUUUAUAUAUAUAUCUUUUGCCAAAGUUGCUCUGGGAUUUAAAACAGUCAUGUAGUGUGUGAGACAUAAAUGUUUUACCUCGCUAAAAAAAGCAAGAGAUAAAGUGCUUUGUUACCCAUCAUCAUUACAUUGACUUUUAAUUUUUAGUAGAACAGGGUUAAAAUGCUCCCAAAUACAGAAAGCAGACACUUUCUGUAUCGACUUUCAUAGCCUUCACAGUGAUACUGCAAAUAUAAUUGCAGUAAAAUUUUACAGCCAGAGUUUUCUAGGUUUAGAAACCACUUUGUUAGGAUUUGAGCAGCAUCUGGAGGGUCUGAUCAGGCAGAAACAUUACCGGAAAUUAUUGGCUCAGCUUGUCUAUUGUUGAUCCUGAGCCAUUAUUAGUCACAAGAUCAUUGUGGAUGAUGUGUACAGCUAACCUGGAGAGUAAUGAGACUUAAAAUGUUGAUAGAUGAAACCCAGCUAACAAAGACAACCUCUUUAAGAACAUUCUUUAAAUUCAGUCAAAGGACCAAGUGAAUGACUGAAGCAUGUCUGAAUUAUUGUAUCUUCAUAAACCGCAGGGAAUGCGGUGCUAGACACAGCCAGUUUUGGGUAGCUUUUUGACUCCUGCUUCAAUACACUAAAUCCCCUUAAUAUCUGUUGUCAUGCUGUAAUUCAGUGAUGUGGUUGAGUGUCCUCCAUACUUAUUAGAAACAAACUUGAUUUAAAUUAAGUUUUGAAAUCCCUUUAUCUACAGGUACUUAAGGCUUAAACAUCUCACCACAAUACUACUGCAUUUUAUUUAUUACUCUCUAAUUUAUAGAGUCAAAUGUCACAUAUGCUGUAAUCCUUGUAGAAUAUCUCUGUCAAACUGUCUAUGAUACAACCACUAGGUGGCAUAAAUGUCCAGCUUAUUUCAGACAUUGCCAAAUGUGCCAUCGUGCAUUGAGGAACAAGCUGCUUACUGUAGAACUUGUAGAAUAUUUGCCACAGUUUUCAUGCACUGGAUUUGUGCUGUGAAAUGAAGGGUUUUUUUUUAAUUUAAACAGUUUGUUUUGCUACUGUGAAAAAGUGGAUCUGUAAUGGUAACAAUAGAACUCUGGGCUUGGAGUAACUGUGGUAAACUGGAAGAUGCACAUCAUUGUUGUUGUAUGGAGAUACUGUAUUUGUGUGGCCUGCUACAGUAAACUGCUGUGUGCCGGAUUAUCUCCCGAGACAACAUACAGUUCAUUAUGCAUACAUGCUGCGUCACCAACUCAUAUGCUUGUGGGUAUAACAAUUGCGUGAACCCAGUGUUGCAAACAUUCAUAAGCACAAUGUAUGAAAGUAUUAACAUUAUUCAAAUGUCUGUGUGAAAUCCUCAAUGUAUGUUAUUAUCUUGUAGUCACUGCUCAUCAGUAGAGCUGAGCAGCUUUCAAAGAGGGGUGCCUUAUUGUUAUCCUUACAGUGUGAUCCAAGUUGCCUUGAUGUUCGUGAUACACAGACCAUUCACCAUGUUCCUUGUGUUUUGCCGUGUACCCUUCCCAGGAUUAUUUGAAGGAAAAACAAUAACAACUUCUAAAUUCAAGUUCGUGCCUGAAUCUUUGGCCUUCCAUUAAUUUCAUGUGUCCAACAACUGAGUUACAGGUUCAUAUAAUGUUAACUGUACUUGUACCUACAAGUGAUCAUACAUUAUGUGUUGAGGCCAGAAGAGCAAACUUUUUCAACAUUUUUUGGUCAUGUGCCAGUCUUAACUGUUGUAUUGUCAAAUAAAAGAAAAUGUGUCAAACUAA
Messenger RNA from Thunnus maccoyii (southern bluefin tuna), 3529 nucleotides. RefSeq names its product alkaline ceramidase 3 (gene acer3). The transcript is spliced from 11 exons. The record is from RefSeq and is a predicted model, not a curated record. Gene Ontology annotation, cellular component: endoplasmic reticulum membrane. Gene Ontology annotation, biological process: phytosphingosine biosynthetic process; ceramide metabolic process. The coding region runs from base 153 to 995 and encodes 280 amino acids. NCBI's taxonomy places the organism in Eukaryota, Metazoa, Chordata, Actinopteri, Scombriformes, Scombridae.